AUGCGGCACAUGAGUUUUCUUGAUUUCCAGUACAAUAUUUCAAGAAGGAGCUUCUCAAGAAAACCAUCUCGACUGUUUUCCUUACGUGAUAGACAAAAUUCUGGUUUGACACCACCUGUUGUCCAGCCAAAUUUGGAGGAGCUAAGGAAAGUUUUUGAUAAAUUUGAUGCAAACAGAGAUGGGAAGAUAUCCCGAAAGGAGUACCAGGACAUACUGAAAGCACUGGGAAAGCCUAGCACUGCAAGAGAGGUGGGGAAGAUCUUUGAGGUUGCAGAUCUCAACGGAGAUGGUUUCGUUGACUUCAAAGAGUUUGUGGAAGUACACAGAAAGGGAGGCGGGGUGCAGGUGGUGGACAUACAGACUGCUUUUCAAACGUUUGAUCUUAACAACGACGGGAGAAUAAGUGCAGAGGAAGUGCUGGAGGUGUUGAGGAAGCUUGGAGAGAGUUGCAGCCUGGAGGAUUGCCGGAGGAUGGUGAGAGCAGUGGAUACAGAUGGGAACGGAAUGAUUGAGAUGGAUGAGUUUACUAACAUGAUGACCCGCCCUGUGGAGCUCCAUUAAUGGCUUUUCCUUAAAGAGUAUAAUUUCGUCUAUUUAACCCGCAGAUGUUCUAGUUUCAAGCUCCUUUCUUAUAUAGUUUUAUCUAUAUAUACACACGUCUCUUUUGAGCAUGUGUACCUGUAGUCUAUAGGCUCCAUGCUAUUGUAUGGAUAAUUAUCGAGGCUCAGUUGUGUGUGGGAUUAUAGGUUUAAGUCUUGAAUUUGAAUGAGCAGGUAUGUAUUCGUGAGCAUGACUGUUAAAAAUUACAUUAAAAAUGAGCAAUUCAUUCUUGGAAAUA
This is a messenger RNA of Malania oleifera, 838 nucleotides long. Its product is annotated as calmodulin-like protein 30. The record is from RefSeq and is a predicted model, not a curated record. Bases 1 to 561 code for a protein of 186 amino acids. NCBI's taxonomy places the organism in Eukaryota, Viridiplantae, Streptophyta, Magnoliopsida, Santalales, Ximeniaceae. Gene Ontology annotation, molecular function: calcium ion binding. The transcript has a single exon.